This is a messenger RNA of Rhododendron vialii, 2067 nucleotides long. Its product is annotated as RNA polymerase sigma factor sigA. NCBI's taxonomy places the organism in Eukaryota, Viridiplantae, Streptophyta, Magnoliopsida, Ericales, Ericaceae. Gene Ontology annotation, molecular function: DNA-binding transcription factor activity. The record is from RefSeq and is a predicted model, not a curated record. Gene Ontology annotation, biological process: regulation of DNA-templated transcription; DNA-templated transcription initiation. The transcript has 10 exons. The coding region runs from base 307 to 1830 and encodes 507 amino acids.
AUUCAUUUUGUCAUUUAUCUGCUACGGUUUGCUCCGACCAUCACUUGGUUGUUAUCUCUACACACGAGCUCUACACAGUACACACACCCUCACUCUCUCUCUCUCUCUCUCUCUGCGAGACACUGCGCUUGGCAUUUCUUUCUGCUCCGAGCAUCGAGAAGCCUAAGAAAGUGUUCCAGGUGAUAGAUAUAUGAUCCAUUUCGUUGUGGCAUAGUGACUCCAUUGCGAAGUGACAUACUUGUGAUGCAACAACUUUUGUGGACAUAGUGUGAUGGUAUAGCAUUUAAGCAAGGACAAAGCCAUACAAUGGCCACGGCUGCUGUUAUCGGUCUCAGUGCAGGAAAGAGGCUCUUGAGUUCUUCCUUCUACUAUUCUGAUAUUGCGGAAAAGCUGUCAUAUGGUAAUGAUUAUGGGUUGGGUCACCAUCAAGUUUUUUCUUCUAAGAAAGUUAUCAUGGCAAAGAAGGAAUCCAGUGAUAGACCUAGUUUUUUGUCCAACCGGCGCAGCCGAUCCAUCAGAGCUCUUAGAGAACAUGCAGAUACUGCUUGUGAUCCUUCAACUGCAGAUGUGGGGCUUGAGAAACUGGACCGAUUGGAGGAGGAAAGACCUUCUCUGGAACUUUCAGUGGAUGCUCUCAUUUUAUUGCAAAAGUCUAUGCUGGAAAAACAAUGGAAUCUUUCCACUGAGGAAGUAGUAACUGAUAGGAAACUAAAAGAUACACGCGAAAAGAUUCAAUUUGCUUGUUCAGCGACAUCUGCUCGAAAGCGGAGAUUUGAUUCUAGAAAGAAAGUUGUGAACCGAAAUCAUUCCACGACAGAACUGGGUGAAAGUAAGCAGGCAAAAACCACAAUCAGUCCAGAACUGCUUCGGAACCGUCCGAAAGGAUAUGUGAGGGGGGUAACCAGCGAACAAUUGCUCACCCACUCCGAAGUAGUGCAACUAUCAAAACUAAUAAAAAUAGGUCUUCUCUUCGAUGAGCGGAGAUCAAGACUGAAGGAACGCUUAGGGUGUGAGCCCUUAGAGGAGCAACUUGCAAGUUCCCUGGGGAUUUCUCGUACUGAGUUGCGAUCGAAAUGGAUAGAGAGUUCUUUGGCUUUAGAUAAGCUAGCAAUGAGCAACGUUCGUCUAGUCAUGUCUAUUGCUCAAAGAUAUGAUAACAUGGGUGUAGAAAUGGCUGACCUCAUUCAGGGUGGCCUGAUUGGAUUAAUCCGGGGCAUUCAGAAAUUUGAUUCUUCCAAGGGGUGCAAGAUUUCAACCUACGUGUAUUGGUGGAUACGUCAGGGUGUUGCGAGGGCAUUUUUUGAAAAUUCAACUACUGUAAGCUUGCCGACCCAUUUGCACGAAAGGUUAAAUUUAAUCCGUGGCGCAAAGUUGAAACUCAAAGCAAAAGGAUUAACUCCGUCAACCGAGACAAUAGCAGCUUGCCUGAAUAUGUCCCAACAGAAAGUCAGGAAUGCAACAGAGGCAGUUACCAGGGUCUUUUCGCUUGAUAGGGACGCAUUCCCCUCUUUAAAUGGUCUUCCUGGAGAAACACUUCAUAGUUAUAUUGCAGAUGAUCGCCGCGAGAAUGACCCAUGGGUACGAGUAUAUGGUCAAACCCUCAAGGAUGAGGUUAAAAAAAUUCUUAAUACAAAGCUUGGAGAACGGGAGAGAUAUAUCAUACGUCUUUACUAUGGCAUGGACGGAGAAUGUCUUACUUGGGAGGAUAUUAGUAGCCGGAUAGGUUUGUCUAGGGAAAGAGUGAGGCAAAUUGGACUCGUAGCAGCGGAGAAAAUAAAACAAGCAGCAAGGGAGAGACGACUUGAUUACUUGCUGGAGAAGAUAGGAUGACGUGGUGUGUUUGCCGUAGAAGUUGUGAAUUGCAUGUAUAUACUAAGAAAGAGAACAGUUGAAUCUCGAAUUUAAUUUUUUUAAUUCAGGAAUGAAUAUACACACACACACUGAUGUAAAUGCCUGCAUCCCAUUUUAUGGGGGAAGAGCCCGAUCAAAGAGCUUCCAAAAUGCGGCAAUCUCAGGCUGUAUUCUAUUUUUGGCAAAGCUUCGUUGGAUGAGAAAACUGCAUUACUA